Cicer arietinum (chickpea) is the source of this 1011-nucleotide messenger RNA. Lineage: Eukaryota; Viridiplantae; Streptophyta; Magnoliopsida; Fabales; Fabaceae. The record is from RefSeq and is a predicted model, not a curated record.
AUGGUGGAGAAGUACAAGACUUCUGAUGGGAUCGGGUCACGAGGAGGUGAACUGGGAGUCAUUCGAAAGGAAGUUUUUAGAAAAAUACUUCCAUAUGAGGGUCAGAAUCGCCAGGGGAACCAAAGCUUUGGAAGACAAUUGGGACAAGUGAUUCAAUCUUUUCGAUGUGGGGAAGAGAGACAUUAUGCUAAUGCUUGUACCUUUAAUAAUCUUCCAUGCUACAAUUUCCAGAAGGCUUGGCACUUUACAAAGGAUUUCAAGGCUUUGAACGUGGAACCAACAAUGAAUGCAACUAGAGUUUAUCAUCCUACUACUAAAGGAUGCUUUUAUUGCAUGGGUGUUGAAGCUGGAAAUCAAUCUAGCAAUUUGAUCCAACAAGACUGCAAAAUUCUAUUUAUGUCUUCUCUGCCUUUUGAUUUGGUUGUUUCCACACCUGCUAAGACUUUGACCGUAAAUAGUGCAUGUUUACACUAUCAAGUAACUUUUCAGAAUAGAGAUUUAUCGAUUAAUUUGAUUUGUUUACCCCUACAAUCACUCGAGAUCAUUCUCGAUACGGAUUGGAUAUCACAUCAUUAUAUAAUCUUGUAUUGUGCUCGCAAAUUGGUUUUUUUCUCCGAGCCAAGAGUCGUUCGAUAUCUAGCUGCUAACAAACUCGGAGUGUCGUUGAGAGAAGGAACUCAAGAGGUUCUGUCAUUGGCUAACGUAGAGACAAAGUUAGAUGUGAGGAUAGACAUGGUGCUUGUCAAGUUGUACCCAAGGGUAGUUCCAAUAGAAAUUCCAGGAAUACCACCAGUAAGAGAAGUGGUGUUCUUCAUUGAUCUACACCUAGGAACUAGACCUAUUUCGAUUGUGCCGUAUCAGAUGUCGCCAUUGGAUUCGAAUGAGUUGAAGGGCCAAAUUGAAUAUUUGUUGGAGAAAGGAUUUCUUAGACCGAGACUUGAGAUAGUGCAACAGACUACAGAGAAGGUCAAGAAGAUAAAAGAGGAAAUGAAGAUCUCGCAAGACCGUUAG